This is a messenger RNA of Saccharomyces kudriavzevii IFO 1802, 1368 nucleotides long. It is a transcript of the gene XDJ1, whose product is annotated as Xdj1p. Gene Ontology annotation, biological process: protein refolding. The transcript has a single exon. The record is from RefSeq and is a predicted model, not a curated record. The coding region runs from base 1 to 1368 and encodes 455 amino acids. Gene Ontology annotation, cellular component: cytoplasm. NCBI's taxonomy places the organism in Eukaryota, Fungi, Ascomycota, Saccharomycetes, Saccharomycetales, Saccharomycetaceae. Gene Ontology annotation, molecular function: Hsp70 protein binding.
AUGAGUGACAGUGACAGAAACAACCGGCUAUACGGUGUGUUGGGGGUGACGAGGGACGCGGACGUGCAAGAGAUUAAAACGGCUUAUAGGAAGCUUGCCCUGAAGCAUCAUCCGGAUAAAUACGUGGACCAGGACUCGAAAGAUGUGAAUGAGAUCAAAUUCAAGGAGAUUACCGCAGCCUAUGAGAUCUUGAGCGAUCCGGAAAAGAAAUCGCAUUAUGACUUGUAUGGCGACGAUAAUGGCACCGCUAAUGGCGGUGGUACUGAUGGGUUUGGAAAUGACGAUUUCAUGAACUUCUUUAAUAAUUUCUUCAACGACGGAGGCCAUGAGGGGAACGGUUUUUCCAAUGAGUACAAAAUGUACGAAGACAAUGAUUCUGCGAGUUCGAAGGACAUCGAUAUCGAUAUAUCUUUGACGAUGAAGGAUUUAUACAUGGGCAAGAAGUUGAGAUUUGAUUUGAAGAGACAAGUCGUAUGCAUGAAGUGCCACGGAUCUGGUUGGAAAACGAAGAAAAGAGUACAUGUGACACACGAAGUGGAAUGUGAAUCCUGUGGCGGGAAAGGUUCGAAAGAACGUCUCAAGAGGUUUGGGCCCGGUUUGGUAGCGUCACAAUGGGUGAUGUGUGAGAAAUGUCAUGGUAAGGGAAAAUACAGGAAAAGUCCUAAGAACCCGAAGAACUUUUGCCCUGAUUGUGCGGGCGUGGGGCUUCAGUCAAAGAAGGAAGUCAUCACGGUAAUCGUCGCUCCGGGCCACCAUUUCAACGAUGUUAUUACUAUCGAGGGGAUGGCUGACGAAGAAAUCGGCAAGGCUGCGUGUGGUGACUUGAGAUUCCAUCUCAAUGAGAGGCAAGAGGACUGGUUCGCGAAGCAAGUUUUCUUGAAGAACUUUGGCGAUGGCAACAUGGAAGAUUCAUAUGUAAGCGUUACGAUAUCGCUAAGCGAGGCGUUGACAGGGUUUGAAAAAUUCCUGACAAAAACCUUCGACGACAGGUUGCUGACACUGAGUAUCAAACCGGGGAGAGUCAUAAGACCCGGUGAUGUCCUCAAAAUCACCAAUGAAGGUUGGCCCAUCUUGGACGACGCUCGUGGCCGAUGCGGCGAUCUGUAUGUUUUCAUCCAUAUUGAAUUCCCACCAGAUAAUUGGUUCAAUGAAAAGUCAGAGCUGCUGGGAAUAAAGACGAAUCUGCCGUCGUCGUCGUCGUCUUCUUGCGCCUCUGGCGACGCCAAUGAUCUGAUCAAUAACGAAACAGUGUCAAAUUUCCAGAUUAUUCACACGGAUGACCUUCCUGAAGGGGUGAAGACGUUCAAACCAAAACCGCAAAAUCCAGCACAUAAAAAGGCAAGAAGUGCAUAUUGCCCCAUGCAAUGA